ACACACAUUCUGGCCUUCUCUCUGUGGACCAACGACAAAACACAAUACUGCUUGGUGUUCACCUACACACUAGUAGUAGUACUCAUGGAGGGGAAGAUGAUGAUGAUAGAGGCUAUGGAAUUCAAAUCCCUAGUGCUGCGAAGGGCUUUAGAAGGAAGCCGUAGCACCAAGAGUAGCAAUUUCCCUCCUGUUAGAGGAGGCAUCAAGCGCAAGAUUUUGGCCCUUCUAUUCAAAAAAUUGAAGCUUGCAAGCCAACAAGUCGUUCACUACCUGCUGAUUACCAAAUGCAGUUACCACAGUGAUCAGAUUCGAAUAAUAAAUAUCGUGUUACCUCAGCAGAUUGAUAAUGGAGGGAAUUCCAGUGUUCCGCUUGAAGAAAGAGAAUAUAUAGGAGAUGCACAAGGGCGUAAAUGAGACUUUACUGUUAUAUAUAUAUAUACGAUGGUAUUCUGGUAAAAAAAAUUUCAAAUUUUUAAGUUGACAAUAAAUGGAUUUAAUUAUUUAGAAUGAUUAAAUUAGAUAUAUUUGGUUCUAAAUAAUAAAAUCCAUAUUUAUCCAACUUAAAAAGUUGAGGAUAUUAUAAGAUUAUUGUCCAUAUAUGUAUUGUAAAAAUUUAUCUGAAAAACAGAUAAAGUAGAUAAAUGUUGAUAUAUUAUUAUUUAAAACAGCUUAAUCAAUCCUGUGUAAUUCUAAAAAUAUAAUAAUAAUUGUGAAGGCAAUUUAAAUAUAUUGCUUUUCAAUCUUUAAAU
Ziziphus jujuba (common jujube) is the source of this 749-nucleotide messenger RNA. RefSeq lists its product as uncharacterized. The transcript has 2 exons. The record is from RefSeq and is a predicted model, not a curated record. Bases 85 to 414 code for a protein of 109 amino acids. NCBI's taxonomy places the organism in Eukaryota, Viridiplantae, Streptophyta, Magnoliopsida, Rosales, Rhamnaceae.